Aspergillus pseudonomiae is the source of this 630-nucleotide messenger RNA. Its product is annotated as cytidine deaminase-like protein. NCBI's taxonomy places the organism in Eukaryota, Fungi, Ascomycota, Eurotiomycetes, Eurotiales, Aspergillaceae. Gene Ontology annotation, molecular function: guanosine deaminase activity. The record is from RefSeq and is a predicted model, not a curated record. Gene Ontology annotation, biological process: purine nucleoside catabolic process. The transcript is spliced from 3 exons. Bases 1 to 630 code for a protein of 209 amino acids.
AUGCUAAUCACCAGGGAUAUUCCUCUCUCAACUAGAGCGUACUGGAUGCGUCGAGCAAAUGAAGCAUUGGGCGAACUAAGCGGCUCUCCCUGUCCAUUCGCUGCGUUUGGCACUGCCGUCGUUAACCACACUGACACUGAUGGACUUGGGGAUCUGAUAUGCAUUGGCGUCAACCAGAAUCGCCAGACAGGAAACCCGGCCUUACACGGAGAAAUAGCAGCCAUCACAAACUGCACUGCCAUUCUGACAGAUCCACAUGGCCGAUUUCGACUAACGGCCUCUGAAGCUCAAGCUGCAUUUGUCGAUUUGACAUUGUAUACCAACGCCGAGAGUUGUCCUAUGUGCGCCUCUGCCAUUCGGUGGGCAGGGUUUAAGGAGUAUGUCUACGGGACUUCAAUUCACACGUUAGUCCGGAAGGGCUGGUCCCAGAUCCAUAUAUCCUCGCUGGAGGUCUUUCAGGCUUCUUUAGACUUGUCGUCCCAGACUCUCUUGAUGGGGGAUGUUCUUGCGAAUGAGACGGAUCCGUACUUUUUGUGGCAGUUUGACCCGGCUUACCCUUGCCCUGAUGGCUGCUCGCGUUCUGGUAAUGGUACUACGUGUCGUGUUUCUACAAGGGAUGAAUUGAAGUAG